AUGUCUCGAGUGUUGGAGGAUUCCCACUUCAUUGCUUCGAAUUCAAAGAAUGUUCAAGUGAACACAGAAGGAUGUCAUCAGGUUGCAUCUUGGAUUCAACAACAGUUGGACACUUUAGGGCCAAAAUUUGCAAAUUGGCAAGAUCAUGAAUUACAUCCUAAAUCACAAGACUCACAUACGUUGGACUGGAUCUUCUUAAUUGACAUUUUAAACUUUUCGUUUUGGUCUGAUGCAGACACCAGAGAUUCAGGCAAUCAUCCUGCUCGAUUCGGUGUGCGCUAUAAAGGAAACCUGUACACAGGAUAUUGGAGUCUUUGUGCUGCCAUAAAUAAGGCACUAGACAAUAAUAUUCCAAUAACUACCCCUUCAUUUUACGCAAAUGAGACUCUUUGCCCCGACGACUUGAUUGCUUCCAUUUUUGCUAGCGAUACAAAGGAGCCCGUUCCUCUUCUAGAUGAGCGUAUAAGAAUUAUGCGGGCGAGUGGUAAAGCAUUGCUAAAGCACCACCGAGGAAGAUUUGUUCAUUUGUUGGAAACAUGCAAUCAUAGCGCUCAAAAAUUUCUCGAAUUACUUUUACAAGAUUUUCCCGACUUUCGUGAUAUUUCACUUUACAAAGGCCGGGAUUGUUACAUAUUGAAACGUGCACAAAUACUGGUAGCUGAAACAUGGGCAUGUUUUCAUGGGCAAAGCUAUGGUAGGUUUGAUGAUAUAGAUAGCAUUACUAUGUUUGCUGAUUAUCGAGUUCCACAAAUACUUUGGCAGCUUGGAUGUUUGGACUAUUCAAGUGAGUUUGAAAGCCGAUUGCGGAAAAGCGAACUGAUUGCUCAUAAUGACCCGAUGGAAAUUGAAAUGCGUGGAUGCAGUAUAUGGGCAGUAGAGUUGGUCCGUCAAGCAGCAAACAGGAAAAACUUGAAUGCAAUUAUGAUUGACUUUUUCUUAUGGGACAUGGCGAAAGAAUGGCAAGCUACAGGAUAUUCCCCUCAUCAAGAAAGAGCGUUAAGCUCAGUCCCUUCCAUCCGAGUUCGAAGUAUAUAUUACUAA
Messenger RNA from Schizosaccharomyces octosporus yFS286, 1041 nucleotides. RefSeq lists its product as uncharacterized. The record is from RefSeq and is a predicted model, not a curated record. The coding region runs from base 1 to 1041 and encodes 346 amino acids. The transcript has 3 exons. Lineage: Eukaryota; Fungi; Ascomycota; Schizosaccharomycetes; Schizosaccharomycetales; Schizosaccharomycetaceae.